Schistocerca cancellata (South American locust) is the source of this 619-nucleotide messenger RNA. Its product is annotated as 52 kDa repressor of the inhibitor of the protein kinase. The transcript has 2 exons. The record is from RefSeq and is a predicted model, not a curated record. Bases 39 to 596 code for a protein of 185 amino acids. Lineage: Eukaryota; Metazoa; Arthropoda; Insecta; Orthoptera; Acrididae. Gene Ontology annotation, molecular function: sequence-specific DNA binding.
AGUAAAUGUAAACAGUAUCGUUUAUAUUCAUUUUUAAGAUGAUUUUUACGAAAGGCAACGUAUGUAGUGCAAUAAAUUGCAGUAAUAAUAGGAAGAAGACACCACAUUUGUCAUUCUUCAGGUUUCCUAAGGAUCCUGAGAGGAGCAAGAAAUGGUUAAUAAAUGGUAGGAGACAGGACCUGCUGCAAAAAGAUGUCGUUUAUUUGCACAAUAACGUGAAGUUUUGUGCAUUACAUUUCGAGUCAAACCAGUUCAUGAGCGCGGAAAAGAAGAAAUUAGUAUGGAAUGCAGUUCCUACAUUAUUUGACGUGCCGAAUAAGCCACAACUAGUGAUGAUGAAGACAAAAUUGCCAUACAAACAUGAAAGUGUUACUGCAAAAACAAUAAAACUGUCUCCCGACACAGAAGAAACAGCUACCACAAGUGUUACUACACGAGAGACACAUAUAAAAUCACUAACAACGGAAUUUGCAACACAGACAUCUUUUGAAGAUGAAAUGCUUAGAUUACGUGAAAUUAUUCGUGUGUGGGAAAAUCGUGUGACAUGUAAAAACGUGCAAAUCAUUAGACUUCGUACAAAAUUACUAUGUGACUAGGAAAGUGCCCAUCGUAAAAAUAA